AUGGGAUCCACACAGUCCACUAUUUCUGCUUUGGAUGCAGUACUGAGUCAACGUGGAAUUAAGGUGGGGAACUGCGUCCUUAAGAAUUUUGUGAAAGAGGUCGACCGGGUAGCUCCAUGGUAUGCUUGUUCUGGCUCCCUAACCCUGACCUCCUGGAACAAACUGGGCAGAGACCUCGAUCGCAAAUAUCUCGAAGGGGACCUGAGACAGGGCACCAAGACAAUAUGGAAGUUUGUUAAGAACUGCUUAGAAGAUGAGGGCUGUAGGCUGGUGGUGACGGAGGGACAAAAUACUUUAGAGGAAGUUCAGGACAGCAUGUCAGAAUCUGAGCGAAGUGAGAGGAUGGGUACCCGCAAGAGGAGAGACGUCUCCUACAAGGAAAAGGACCCUCCCGGUGAGUCUACCGACAAGGGAGUGAAAACGGAAAAAGGACCUCCCGGUAAGUCCGCAGACGAGGGAGUGAUUUAUAACCCGAGUGAGGUUCAAAAGAAAAGGGGGGGCCCUUACCCUGUGGAGGAUUUAGAGGCCUUGAACAUAGGGGAAUCAGACUCUGACUCCCUCGACUCUAGUGAGGAAUCAGAUCUAGAGGAGGAAGCCGCUAGAUAUGAGGAGGAAAGGUAUCACCCCGAUGGGUGGAGGAGGCCCUUUAGGAAGCAGGAGAAGCGGCCGCCCCCAAUGGCUCCCGCACGAGCUGCGCCUUCAGCACCUCCACCUCCUCCCUAUGAGGGGCGCUCCAAUCCUCUUUCUUUUCUUCCUGAUAAAGUGAGGAGAAAGGUGCAAGCCGCCUUCCCAGUUUUUGAGGUGGAAGGCGGAGGGCGAAUCCAUGCCCCUGUUGAGUACAGCCAAAUCAAAGAUCUUGCCGAGGCAGUUAGAAAGUAUGGGGUAAAUGCCAAUUUCACUGUAGUAAUGUUAGAAAGAUUUGCCGGCGCCGCCAUGACACCUGCGGAUUGGCAAAUGCUGGCUAAAGCUGCCCUUCCUACAAUGGGCCAAUACAUGGAAUGGAAGGCGCUAUGGCAUGAGGCGGCACAGGCUCAAGCCAGGGCAAACGCUGUCGCGUUGACCCCUGAGCAGCGGACUUGGACUUUUGAUAUGUUAACAGGCCAGGGCCAAUUUGCCGCUGAUCAGACAGCCUUCCCAUGGGGUGCUUAUGUUCAAAUUUCUAGCACUGCCAUCAAGGCUUGGAAGACGCUCCCCAAGAAAGGGGAAGCCUCUGGGCAGCUCACAAAAAUUAUCCAGGGACCUCAAGAACCAUUUUCAGAUUUUGUAGCUCGCAUGACAGAGGCAGCAGGGCGUAUUUUUGGAGACCCUGACCAAGCUGCACCUCUUGUUGAACAACUUAUUUUUGAACAGGAUACACAAGAAUGUCGAGGCUAUAGCCCCGAGAAAAAAUAAAGGGUUACAGGAUUGGCUCAGAGCAUGCCGAGAACUUGGAGCAAGCCUGCCCGAAUUUUUCAACAAAUUCAACGCGCUUGGGGCAAGCCCAGGGUGCUAAAAACAGAUAAUGGACCGGCCUACACUUCUCAAAAGUUUAAACAGUUUUGUCAUCAAAUGAAUGUGACCCACUUGACUGGUUUGCCUUAUAAUCCUCAAGGACAAGGCAUUGUGGAGCGUGCUCACCGCACGCUCAAAUCCUACCUCAUAAAACAAAAAGGGGGACUUGAGGAGUCAUUGCCCCCAGUCCCGAGAGUCGCUGUUUCUAUGGCGCUCUUUACCCUUAACUUCCUAAAUCUUGAUGCACACGGCCAUGCGGCCGCUGAUCGUCAUUGUUCAGAUCCUGACCGACCUAAAGAACUGGAAGAAGAAAACCCCUUCUGGGUUCCAGAAAGACUUACCAGGACAAUUCUGGGACCGACACAGGAUGACAAGACCAGAGAGAUGGGAGCCCCCCCUGAUCCUGUUGAUAUUGACCCUGACCUUGUUUGCGACGGGGGAACCACGCUGGGGAAUCCUGUCGGUGUUCCCUCUACCGAUGCCAAUUCACCAUGA
Cynocephalus volans (Philippine flying lemur) is the source of this 1986-nucleotide messenger RNA. Its product is annotated as igE-binding protein-like. Gene Ontology annotation, molecular function: structural molecule activity; nucleic acid binding. The record is from RefSeq and is a predicted model, not a curated record. Gene Ontology annotation, biological process: viral process; DNA integration. Lineage: Eukaryota; Metazoa; Chordata; Mammalia; Dermoptera; Cynocephalidae.